AUGCAUGUUUGGAAGGUUACCAUUGUUGCCUUCUUGCGGCAAACUGGAGCCGGCAAGACCUUUACGAUGGAAGGACCGGAUUGGGACAGCGAAGGGGAAGGAUGUCAACGGAGCGUGGACAAACGCGGCCUGAUUCCACGAAUUCUGCAGUACAUCUUCCAGAGACUUUCAGCUGAGAAGGUUAACCCUUUCUGCCUGAUCAUUCUUACGGUGGAAACAAAUUCUUUGCUGGAGCUGCAGAUGCUUGAGUUCACCAUCCGGUGCUCCUACCUGCAGAUAUACAAUGACCAGGUGUCAGACCUCCUCGAGCCAGACUCGGUGAACCUGAAUGUGAGGGAGGACCUGAGGCACGGGAUGUUCGUGGAGGGUCUGCAGGAGGUGGUGGUGUCCACAGCCGACGCCACCUACGCGCUGUUCAAGCGCGGCUCGCAGAACCGGCGUGUGGGACAGACUGCUAUGAACAUGGAGAGCAGCCGCUCUCACAGCGUGUUCACUAUUGUGGUGGAGACUCAGCGGAGGGACGAUGCAGGGGUGAUGAAGAGGAGGAAUUCACGGUUCAAUCUGGUAGACCUAGCAGGAUCAGAGAGGCAGAAGCAUAGCGAGGCGCAGGGGGUGCGGCUGAAAGAGGCCGGGAGCAUCAACAAGUCACUUUCUGCGUUGGGAAACGUCAUCAAGGCCUUGGUUGACAUUGCAGAGGGGAAAGUUCGCCAUGUGCCUUAUCGAGACUCGAAGCUCACCUUUCUCCUAAGUGACUCUCUGGGUGGCAACUCCAAGUGCACCCUGCUGGCAGCAGUGAGUCCUGCGGAGCGUAACAUGGAAGAGACCCUGUCGACUCUCAAGUUCGCGCAGCGAGCCAAGCUGAUGCACAACGAGGCGGUAGUGAACGAGCUGAUGAUGGGCAACCCCGCCGUCAUGGGCGAGGAGAUCCGGCGCCUGCGCCUCGAGAUCGCCGAACUCAGAGAGAACGAGCGCAUCUGCCGCUUGGAGCAGAUCAUCUCGCAGUCCACCGCGCAUGCAAUAGAGGCAGAGAGGCCGGCAGCUCAUGCACGUUUGCCCUUUUACGUUGUGUGCUGGCAUUUUCUCCUCCCCCUCUGCUCCACCCCCACCGCAGAGAACGAGCGCAUCUGCCGCCUGGAGCAGAUCAUAUCGCAGUCCACGAAGCGGGCUCUGGAGGUGGAGAGGAAGUUGGCGCAGGAGGUGGCGAAGCAGAGCAAGAGGGCCGAUGCUGCUGAGGCUCUGGCGGAAGGGCUCGUGAGAAAUGUGCAGGGGCUGAAGAUGGUGGUAAAGCUGCGGGACGAGAGGAUCAAGCGCGUGGAGGCGCAGGGGAGGUGCGAGGGGCAGUGUGCACGGGGGGAGGACGCGGCAGCAGUGGAGGAGCUGUCGCAGGAGGUGGAGGUGCUGAGGCGCAUGGUGGAGAGAAACCCUGACGCCAUCCGGUUCCAGCUCGAAGUUGAAAACUGCAAAGGUGUGUUCUGUGAGAUGUAG
Closterium sp. Yama58-4 is the source of this 1485-nucleotide messenger RNA. NCBI's taxonomy places the organism in Eukaryota, Viridiplantae, Streptophyta, Zygnematophyceae, Desmidiales, Closteriaceae. The record is from the annotation of a GenBank genome assembly.